GCAGGCGCAGAGUGUGUGUGUGCUUCAAGCUUGGAUCUGUUCUUCAAGAGUGAGCGUCUCCCUCUCUCACUCUCCACAAGUCGUUAAAGUCUGAAAGCGGAGGAGGGAGAGACGGCAGAGAGACCAGGGGAGGUCUGACGACACCAUCCCAGCUUUUUUUCCCCGGCACCUUAUUUUGAAUGCACGGAUUGAUGAAUGCGAGCGCACAGUCUGCAUCUGGCCUGUGGUCUCCUGGAGGAACACCAAGAAUUUAAGAACCAAGGCUGUCACACUGCAAGAGAUGUGUGCAACGCUUCCUGCCAGGACAAGAACUUGAAGGAUACUUUUUUGGAAAACGGAGCACGUGUAUCUGUCCAUGGUGGGAGUAGGAUUCAAUGCAGGAGGUCCAGUGUAAGAAUGGAUGACGCAUGCUCCAGGCUAACGGUGUCUGAUCCAGCUUUAAAGCAAAGAAGGAACACCUAAGGAGACAAGAAGAACUUACCAGACUUCACCUGCAACUUUCCCCCAAAGCUGAUAUGAUGCUUUGGUGCAACCAGUUGCUCUCUUUAGCAGCACUUCUUGUGAUUGUGAGCUGCGGAGGAGGGGAGCAGAGGAGAGGGACGGAUAGCAGCAGCAGCAGCAGCAACACAGGUGGCGGCAGCAGCAGUAGCAGCAGCAGUAGUGGAGGGAGUAGCAGCAGCAGUAAUAAUUACAGCAGCAGCAGACGCUUUCAUAAGAUCCAGCAUGGCCAGUGCACCUACACCUUCAUCCUGCCUGAGGGGGACGGAGGCCGAGGGGGAUCCUGCAGGGAGGCCAAAGCUGGGAACCCGCAGCAGCAGCAGCAGAACGCCAACUCCCUCCAGAGGGACGCCCCGCCACCUGAGCCGGACUUCCCCAGCCAGAAGAUCCAGCAACUGGAGCACAUUAUGGAGAACUAUACCCAGUGGUUGCAGAAGAUUGAGAACUACAUCAAGGAAAGCAUGAAGACUGAGAUGGCUCAACUGCAGCAGAGUGCAGUCCACAACCACACAGCCGCCAUGUUAGAAAUGGGCACCAACCUUCUGUCUCAGACCGCUGCACAGACUCGAAAGCUAACUGACGUUGAGACACAGGUUCUGAAUCAGACAUCCAGGCUGGAGAUCCAGCUGCUGGAAAACUCUCUUUCCACUAACAAGCUGGAGAAGGACUUAAUGGUCCAGACCAAUGAGAUCAGCAAGCUGCAUGACAAGAACAGCCUUAUGGAGCAGAAGAUGUUAGAAAUGGAGAUGCGACACCGUGAAGAGCUGGAGACGCUAAAGCAGGAGAAGGGGAGUCUGCAGACUCUGGUGGGGAGCCAGAGCGGGGUCAUCAGGGAGCUGGAGGCUCAGCUGAGCCGGGCCACGGGAAACAGCACGGCGCUGCAGAGGCAGCAGCAGGAGAUGAUGGAUACCGUCCAUAAUCUGCUUAACCUCUGCUCGAAGGAUGGAGUUGUGCCCAACAGUACAAAGGUCGCAGAUGAAGAGAAGAAAUUACGUGACUGUGCGGACCUCUACCAGGCUGGCAUCCAUAAGAACGGAGUCUACACCAUCCAGAUUAACCCACAGGAGACCAAAAAGGUGUAUUGCAACAUGGAAACAGCCGGGGGAGGAUGGACAGUCAUCCAGCGCAGAGAAGACGGCAGCGUGGACUUCCAGAAAACGUGGAAGGAGUAUAAAAUGGGUUUUGGGAGCGUUUCUGCAGAGCACUGGUUGGGAAACGAGUAUGUUUACCAGUUGACCAGCAAUAGGCAGUACGCCCUCCGCGUGGUGCUGACAGACUGGGACGGACACCAGGCCUUCUCACUCUACGACCGCUUCCAGAUUGGCAGUGAGAAACAGAACUACAGACUGUUUCUGAAAAGCCACAGUGGGACUGCAGGCAGACAGAGCAGUCUGGUAAUCCACGGAGCAGACUUCAGCACCAAGGACAUGGACAACGACAACUGCAUGUGCAAGUGUGCCCUCAUGCUAACUGGUGGUUGGUGGUUUGAUGCCUGUGGCCCGUCCAACCUUAACGGCAUGUACUUCACUCAAGGACAACACGUGGGGAAGUUGAACGGUAUCAAGUGGCACUACUUCAAGGGUCCCAGCUACUCGCUACGAGCCACCGUCAUGAUGAUCCGCCCCUUGGACUUCUCCUAGUCUUUCUGAACUUGUGAACUUUCAGCAUCUGAACGGCUGUGUGUGUGCAGCACAUUA
Molecule: messenger RNA, 2195 nt
Organism: Labrus bergylta (ballan wrasse)
Lineage: Eukaryota; Metazoa; Chordata; Actinopteri; Labriformes; Labridae
Gene: angpt1
Product: angiopoietin 1
Biological process (GO): angiogenesis; Tie signaling pathway
Molecular function (GO): receptor tyrosine kinase binding
Source: RefSeq, a predicted model, not a curated record